Molecule: messenger RNA, 3814 nt
Organism: Paramuricea clavata
Lineage: Eukaryota; Metazoa; Cnidaria; Anthozoa; Malacalcyonacea; Plexauridae
Source: the annotation of a GenBank genome assembly
AUGAGAUGUGCAAAGGAUGAAGGAGGAGAAAAAUUAUUCAAGGCAGCCGAGUGGCUCAACAAAGAGCAGAUCAAAGGUUUUUUCUCGAGGCUGGCUAAAAAGCGACGCAAAGGUGUGAUAAGCACAGAUAUUGAGGAAGAAAUUGGGGUCGAUAACUAUGAAAGCGAUACUGACGAUGCAGAAGAAAAUGAAAAACGAGCGUAUUUGCUGAAUUUGAUCAGUAAUGAAUCGAACGUGGCCCACCCGAUCUACUACGAUGCGUACGCCUUGUGUGAAUUGCACAAACAAGACAAACUUUCGGGAUUUAAGGUUCCGAUGCUAAAGGAAAUUUGCUCACAUUUUGAGCUCGGAUUCAAGUCGAAAGACAAAAAGCAAGAUCUAAUCAAUACUAUCUCAAACAUGUUGGAUAAAUGCCCAUGUUGUAGCCUGCCACUAUGUACAUAAAACCACAAGAAUUAUCACAAGACUGCAGCCGAUUUAAUAUUGGUAGAGAUGUUUAUUUUCUGGCAAAAACAUCAGUGAAGAGUUUUACGCACAUUAAGGUCCAAACAAACAGGACGCGAUUCGACAAGGCGACGCGAUUUUUCGAUUUUCACAGACCGAUAACUUUGGUUCUAGUUUAAUUUUAAAUUUUCCAAAUAUUUAGAAACGGUAUAACAUUUUGAGUUAUUUCCUCUACAUAUCUUUCGAAAUUUGCUCUCAUUGGCUGUUUUAUUAACUUUCAAAAACUAAAAAAUCGCAUCGCGUUGUGGAAUCGCGUCCGGUGUGUUUAGUUAUUAAAUAUUAAGUUUUAUUAAAUUUUAAUAACGUCUGUUUGUUGCCGCAAUCAGGCAAGAGCUAUUAACUUCAACUCAAAUUCAAGUUUACUGGAUUAAACGAGCCUAGAAGAAGCAGGAUCACUUCUAACACAAAAGAACAACAUUGAUUGUUCGUUUUUGACUAUAAAUUACAAGUUUGUAAGCUACAAUGUGACUUGUAACUGCCUUGCUGUAAACAUCAAAGGGACUUCCGCACAUGAACAGGUAAACAAACCAACUAAAAAUAGCUCGUAUCAUAGCGUUUUGUUCUCAUUCAAUUUUCUUUUGCCGGCAAGUUUUAUUGUCGAUCAUUUAACUUCAAAGAGUGCUUUUUCACUCUAAAUGUAUUUCAAAGUCCAGGUAGGUGCCACUUUCGAAAAAUUUUUGAUUAUAUUUACGAACUAUGUGGCGAAGGAUUAAACGACAAAUUACUACGUUCGCUAAAGAAGAAGAAAUAUACUUAAAAUUAUUGUUGACUCUUACAUUGAUACGAGGUUUUCAAUAGAGAAUAGUUCUGGUUUAUAUAUCUGAAGAAAUUGUUGAAUUUGAUGCAAAACUUCCCGAGAUAUGACGAGAGAUUUAUCUGGGAUUUAUGGGCGGCGCUUCGUUUCGAAUCCCGCUCACGCCGGCAUGGAUGUUAUAAUAAGCUAAAACUCGAAAAUAAAAUAGAAUUUAAAAAUUCUAAAACCGGAAAAAAUGUUGCGAAGGAAAACACAACACGUGGGCAAAAUAGAAGCGAAAAUCAUUUUUUUGCUUGAAAGCCACUGGUCGGUUCUUAGAGAGACAGCCUCUUAAACGGCGUUUAGCCGCUAUCCAACGUAUAAAUUCCCUUUUCGACGGUUAGUUAUAUAACAGCAUGAUAAAAUUGCCGUUGCACAAAGCCCGUUUAGGAUAACCUUUAAUUUAACUGGAGAAAACCGAAUUUUCCUGAAGGCCUUUGUCUCGCAUUUUUUCAAACUUUUGCAUGCAUGAAGCUUCAAUUUGUUUAAAGGAGCAGUGUCACAUUGUGCGCACCCCUGCUGCGCAUAACAAUAACGGGUUCGGAAACUGUCGGAAAUUGCUCGGACGACAUAAUCCGCCAUUGUUUCGAAGCUGUAUAAUGAACUCUGAGGUAAGUCAAAAUAUGCAUAUUUUACAUAUUUUUUGUAAAGCAAUACGAAUCUAAUUGAACAGUGAUAUAUCCGUUUACAUAGGGAAAUCGUUGUGAUUGUAAGAGUUCUUGAAGCACUAAAAGAAAGCCUAAUGGAACCCGAGGUUGUCCGUGUAAAGGUAGAAAUGUAGUGUGUUCGGCAGAAUGUCAUUGUGGCACGCGUGCAAAACCUUGCCAAAAUAAGGUAAAGCAAUCUAAACUUUUAUAUGUUCACAACUUUGUUUAUAUUCCAGGAAUUAUAAUAACUAAUUUGUCUGAUUUUGGUAUAGGGAACGGCUGAUCAAAGACACGAAACGCAAAACAGCAGGAAAUCCAAGACAAGGUUUUCGCCUUACUCACGCAACUACAGAGUCGGAGGACAUGCAAAGGGCAAAAGAACACGAAAAUGUGAAGGUAUGUACUUCACCUUAAAAUAAUAUUUAAUUAUAUAAAAAUAACAAUUGAUGAUUUCAUAUUAUUAUUACACAUAUAAUAGCAUAACCUAUACAGUAUACAAUGUCUUGGCAGGGUUUUGCAUUGAUAACAAUCUUGUUCUACUGUAUUUAUUUUAGAAAUUGAUAUCUACACUAGAUGCAAAUAUGGUGAAAAAGCUAGCUAUUCGUAGUUUACGCAGAGGUAUUGGCAGUAUGGACUACAUCGACACACUACUGAUAAUGGAGGAUGACCUUGAUGAAGAUGAUCAGGAUGCAGAAAGGUUAGGUGCAUUUGGUGAAUCAUCCAAUGACAAUCCAUUGAACUCUGCUAUAGACCCUUCUCAGAGUCAGAGCCCUUCUCAAUCACAAGACCCAAAUCCAACACCCGAACCCACACUUGAAUCAGUGCCAGAUUGGUGCACAUGUGGCAAAUGCAGACCAAUGCCACAAGAGGUUGAAAAUAAAUGUUGUAGGCAAAAGAAAUGCAUAACCUUAACUUCUCGUUUUGCAAAAUUAUGCCUUGAUCCAGAUGUGCUGGAGCUUUGUAUCCGCAAUAGGAGUGACAUCCGUAACGAUAGAGAGGACAACAGCACAAGAGCAUUUCGCAAAGCUGGUUAUAGACAGUUUAUUCUAGCACGCCAUGGCUUUCUAGGCAAAGGGAAUAGACGAAUUUGUCCAUCCUGUGUGGUUUUAAAAAUUAGAGAACAGUACCCAUCAGUUACUGGUGUUUACAUGGGAUAUAGAGACCAUUAAUUUUUUAAUACAGCAAGAACCCACAUAUGAGAGUUCAACCUAGAUUUUAAGAACCUGUUAUGUUAAAUUUGCUUAUUUCGACCCUCUUUAUAUAAGAACCUGUUUAGGCUAAAGUUUCAAACAGAUGCUUAUUUUAUUUUUAUCACUAGCUCAUAAGAGUAAAAAUUUAUAAAUCAAAGAAAAUAAACUCUUCAUACAGUAAUGAAAAUGAGUCAGAGUCCUGGAUAUGUCAUAACAAUAAACAGCAUGUCUGUUUGAACACACCAACAAAAAAUAACUGUACCUACACCAACCAAAAUUGAGGUGCUUUUUCUUUAUAAAAUAAGAACCUGUUUACUUUACCCUUAUUUCAUGAUAAGCACCAUUUAUAUAAUAACCUGUUCAGGCUAACUUGAAAAAUACAAAUUCUUAUAUGCAGGGUCUUGUAAGUUAAAUGUAAAUAUAGUAAAAACAUUUGGGUAAUAUAUAUGGUUCACUGGCUAAUUAUGUUGUUGUAGUUUCAUUUUGAUGAUUUGUCGUCACUUGCAAAUCUGCUCUUUCUUUGGACAAUUUCCUUUGUUGCAGGAGGAGGAAUGUGGGCUAUGGUUGGGGAGAUAAGGACAGGGUUGCUAUCAUUUAAAGAAAUGUGUCUUGUCACACCGUCUGCAUCACAUAUUCUUCUGUUUAACAUUCUGGAUAUGAGUACUGGAACAUACUCAUAA